Fusarium odoratissimum NRRL 54006 is the source of this 867-nucleotide messenger RNA. RefSeq lists its product as uncharacterized. Gene Ontology annotation, molecular function: protein binding. The coding region runs from base 1 to 867 and encodes 288 amino acids. The record is from RefSeq and is a predicted model, not a curated record. The transcript has 3 exons. NCBI's taxonomy places the organism in Eukaryota, Fungi, Ascomycota, Sordariomycetes, Hypocreales, Nectriaceae.
AUGCCCCCUCGGAGUAUUGAGGUCUAUGACCACUCCGGCGAUCAGAGAAGAGCCCUCGGAAACCUCCUCAAAACCGGUGACUAUUGCGACUUCGUCAUCAUCUGUGGCCAGGCGCGCCACAAAGUCCACAAGGCAAUCAUCUGUCCUCGAUCUGACUUCUUCAAAGCAGCCUGCGGCAGUGGAUUCAAGGAAGCUCAGACAGGCGAGAUCGAACUACCCGAUGAUGACCCGUUUGCCGUGAGCAUGAUGAUCCAGUAUCUCUAUCAUCAAACGUACACUAUCCCACACGACUUGAGCCUGGUUCGGGAAGAUCAGGGGUUUCCUACGGCUACUUCCAAGCCUUCAGCAGCGCCAUUGAGAAGCACUCGUCAUUCUUUCAGUGGUGACUCCUCUGCCAUCCAUUCUCUUCUGCAUCCACUGCAGGCUGCCCCCGCCCCCGUCCCUCCUCCACAAGAACCAGCAUCGUACGAUUCUAUCGUCCCCUAUGUCAGCCUCAGUGUUCACUACAAAGUCUAUGCACUAGGCGAGAAAUACGGCAUCAACGGCUUGAAGGCUCUAGCUGUUUAUAAGUUCGAAACCGAGGGUGAAGAUGAGUUCAGGAGCAGUAUUAACUACUUUGAGGACUUCAUCCAGGUGAUGAAGGAAGCAUACGCCUGCACUGCCGAAGGCGAUCGCCCCCUGCGCGACGCAAUUGUCAGAAUGCUGAAACCGAAGACGAUACUUUUUGAGCGGGAGGAUAUGAAGGAGUUCUUGAAGGAAGAGGGCUUAGCUUAUGAUCUGGUAAUGAGCUACGUGCAGGAUAAUUCGCGGAAGGGAAAGGAAGCAGACAUCUUCUACAGAUAUCAGCUGAACCAGACCAGGACUUAG